Anthonomus grandis grandis is the source of this 2128-nucleotide messenger RNA. It is a transcript of the gene Eogt, whose product is annotated as EGF domain-specific O-linked N-acetylglucosamine transferase. Gene Ontology annotation, cellular component: endoplasmic reticulum lumen. Bases 277 to 1818 code for a protein of 513 amino acids. Gene Ontology annotation, molecular function: protein N-acetylglucosaminyltransferase activity. The record is from RefSeq and is a predicted model, not a curated record. The transcript has 6 exons. NCBI's taxonomy places the organism in Eukaryota, Metazoa, Arthropoda, Insecta, Coleoptera, Curculionidae.
UAUCAAGAAAUGUAAACAGAAACCUAACCUUGCUUUUAAAAAAAUUCAAAUUUGAUUCCUUCUAGUUUUUAUGCAAAUAAAUUACUAAAGAACUUUCACUCAUAUAAAUCAUUAUACACAUUUUCCAGAGUAUGUAAUCAAAAUCUUCAACUACUGUGGGACGGACCAUCAAAAAACUUGUAGGCAGUACAAUAAACAUGUUCUUUUAGAAUUCAUUUACUUCUCUAAUAAUCCAUAUGUGCGACUUAAAGGGCUUCAAAUAAUUUAUCUUAUAAGAUGUACCUUCUCACAGUGUUAUUUUUAAGCCUCCCCUACAUUUUCUGUGAUAAUAACUGGGAAUUUAAGCUGCCUAUUGAACAGGUGCCAUAUCACUUUACUGCCUUUCCGACACUCGCAAAAAAGUGUCAAGAAGACCCGAAAUGUCCAUAUAAAGAAUACACUAAUGUGACAAGACAUUGGGGCUACCAAUAUAAUCACCAGUGGGGUGAACAAUACUCUAUACCUGACUGCCCUGGUGACCAUAAAGGAUGGGUCAGAUCAAAAUUUGAUCAAAUGAACACAUUUUAUACCCAAGGGGAUUUUGGAUUUGUGAAACAGCAAGUGAAGGAGUUGAAAGUUUUGUGUACCCCAUUAUUUUCUGAUGAUAGUAUACUUGAAUGUUCAGAUCAUAUGAGAUAUUGUAGAGGUAGGAACCUCAUGAUAAAUUUCACAAAUCUAGCAAAGAGACAAGAGCCAAUAAGAUACAAAAUGGAUGUACUAAGCAAAGGUGAUAUUGGAGGUCAUUGUAAGUUAAACCAAAAUGAAAUCAAUGAGCAAGCAGACCACAUUAGUGCCCUACAGAGUUGGGGUCCAGAAAUGAGGUUUUUUACCCAACUAGACAAGAAACCUUUAAGAAAUGGUGUCUGCGAUAUAGUUAUUGAAAAGCCUACAUACAUUAUGAAAAUCGAUGCCACAGUCAACAUGUACCAUCAUUUCUGUGAUUUUUUUAACCUAUAUGCUUCACUGCACCUCAAUACACAUCCAGACGCUUUUUCAACAGAUGUGCACAUUUUAAUUUGGGAAACGUUCACUUAUAGAUCUUCAUUUCAAGAUACCUGGCAAGCUUUUACUGACUAUCCUUUGUGGGACUUAAAGAACUUUAGGGGAAAAACUGUCUGUUUCAAGCAAGCAGUUUUUCCUCUAUUACCUAGGAUGAUUUUUGGGCUUUAUUAUAAUACACCUAUUAUUUAUGGAUGUCAGAAAAGCGGACUGUUUCAUGCUUUUUCGAAGUUUUUGUUGCAUAGAUUAAAUAUCCCUAUAAACAAAAGGCAUAGAAAAACAGUAAGGGUAACACUGCUAUCCAGAGACACCAAAUACAGAAGAAUAUUGAACGAAGAUGAAUUAUUAGCCUCACUGAAAGACGAAAAAGAUAUUGAAGUUAAAAGGGUGGUUUAUAACCGAAAUAUUCCCUUUAAAACCCAACUAGAAAUUACCGCCAACACGGAUGUUUUAAUUGGAAUACACGGAGCCGGACUUACACACUUACUAUUUUUACCGGAUUGGGCGUCUGUCUUUGAAUUGUAUAACUGUGAAGAUGCAAAUUGUUACGCAGACUUGUCAAGACUUAGAGGAGUGCACUAUGUCACAUGGAAGGAUACAGAAAAACUAACUUCCGAAAGCGAUGGUUCUCACGAAGGAGGUGCACAUGCCAAGUUUGCUAACUAUGCCUUUGAUGUUGAAGAAUUCAAGAGAUUAUUCAAACAGGCCGUUGAUCAUGUUAGAAAUCACGAGAAAUUCAAUGAAUUUUUGGAGGAGGUGUUUGAACAUGAUGAACUUUAAAAACGAUAACCCUAUGCAUUCGCAUCUAAAAGUUCAAAGUGAUAAUCUACGGUGUUUUCUACUAAAAAUUAUUUAUUUUCUAGUACUUAUAACAUGAAUCUCUCUCAUAAUUAAAUCUCUGUGAUCUUUUCUGUGUCAUCCUAAUAUAAGCGAAAUAUUAGUUUGUUAGUUCUAAACUUUUAAAAACAUACUAAAAGAUUUGAAUCUUAAAAAAAUCAAUUGUGACGCUUGGUUUGUCUAAUGGUCUGCUUUUUAUUAUUGUAAAUAUAUAUUUUAUUUUUAUUUUAAAUAAAAUAUGUUUCUAUAUUGA